Molecule: messenger RNA, 1092 nt
Organism: Eremothecium gossypii ATCC 10895
Lineage: Eukaryota; Fungi; Ascomycota; Saccharomycetes; Saccharomycetales; Saccharomycetaceae
Gene: DCC1
Product: Dcc1p
Exons: 1
Coding region: 1-1092 (363 amino acids)
Biological process (GO): maintenance of mitotic sister chromatid cohesion; mitotic sister chromatid cohesion
Cellular component (GO): nucleus; chromatin; chromosome, centromeric region
Source: RefSeq, marked provisional
AUGAGUGUCAAUCUGUAUACGGAACUGGAGAAUGUGGGGACGUACAAGGUUUUGCAACUGACGGAGGAGCUGAUCAGAGCAUUCCAGUCGGGGCCGGUGGAGCUCAAAGCGGGCGGAGACGACAGUGAGGUGGUCCUCUGCUCCGCGGACAAGACGUGGGCGGUGCGGCAGAAGAACCACUCGAACACAGUGAUCCUCAUGAAGGAGUUCGCACCAGUGCCCGCAGCAGAGACACAGGUCUCCGCGCGCGGGCCGGUGCAGGGCGAGUGGCUCGGGUAUACGCAGCAGACAUGCGAGCUGGAGCCUCGCGCGACGGCUGGACAAGUGGAUCUGAGCGCGCUGCCGAUCUACAACGGACAACACGUGGGAGACGGGCCGGACGUUGAAACGCUCGUGGAGAACGCCACAUGCUCGCGCGCCGAGUUCUACGCGGCCUGGCGUGCGGCUGGCGGCUGCUCCGUGGGGGGCACUGCCUGCGUUAUCUCCCCGGAUCUGCUGGGGCGUACAUUGCAUCUGGUGCUGGCAACCGCAGUGGCCGACGGCUUUGACCUGGCGUGCGUGGGGCCGGAGCAGAUGUGGGCGUCCAUCGCGCGCUCCAUGGCCGCCGGCGCCCACGGCGCAACACAUCCGUACAGCAGGGAGGUGAUCGAGACGGUGCUGCACCGCUUCGGGCGCGUGGGCAGCGAUGGCGUGAGCUUUGAACUGGAUCUCUCACGAAUUGCCCGGUGGUACGGGGUGCAGGCACUCAAGAAGUUCGCAUCUACAGAGGCCAUUAUGGUCGACGAGUUCAUGAUCAAGUGGCGCUCGCUGUUCCCCGCCUAUUUCCGGUGCGACCUGGACCUCGAGCUGCUGUACGGCGAGUUCGCACGCCCGCAGCACGAGCGCAUACAGUAUCUCUCGCGCAGCACACUGCCUAUGGACAUAAAGGACAGGUUCCAGCAGCUGUUCCGGAUCCAAAAUGCGUGGGACAUCCGCGAGAUCACGCCAUUUAUCGAGGAAUUGAACACCAGAGGUAUCGGGAUGGACAAUUUCGUGCUCAAGUACGCUCGCCGGAAAAAGACGGGCAAGACAAUCGUGGUUAUGCCGCGUUAG